UCAUUCGAAUUUUGGGAAUUUUGUCACUUGUGUAAUUCACUAAAAAGACUUUUUAUCGUACUGUAUUUACUAGCUUUCGUGAAUUAACUGAUAUAUUUUAACAAAUUAGUGUAAUAAGAUAGUGAUAAGUGCAUAAAGUAUUCAAAAUGCCGAGAACAAAGCGACCCGCUCACGUAAAGGAGAAAUCUGAAGAUAAAGACGAUGUGUUGAAGAAACUUGACAAAAUCGUGGCUGAACAGAAAGCGAAUAUAGACGCGCGGGUACACAUGGAGUGCAGAAAUCUGGACCUCGCAUUCAAAAUGCUGAUUGGAAGCAUGAGUAGCACUGUUUUGAACAAAACCAUUGCACAGCUGAAAAGUGAAAUUCACAUGAAAGAAGUGCCUAACACCACCAGGAAAACUAGAAACUUGAGCAGAGCAACCUCCCACGAUGAUGGGUACAUCACCGAGACCUCGCAGGGCUCCGCCGAGCGCGGCAAGAAGAUGGGGCCUCCGUCAACCAACCGCGCUUCUCGCUCUCGUUCCGCCGACGCCUCCGCGCGCAAGAUGGCGGCGCCGCGGACAGAAAUCAAACCCAGGCGACGAUCGCGCUCUGUGCUGUACAAGACCCCCGCCUACAACAAGACCGCCACCAAACACUACCCGGAUAUCACUCCCAAGGUGGCGCCGCAGACGCCGCUGACGCUGCUGCGGCACGCGCGGCACGGCGAGAUGCUGAUCUCCAUGUCCGGCUCGCCGGUCAUGCCUCCCGCCGGAGCCAUAUCGACGCACAGCAAGGCGCAUGUCAACUUCAUGCUCAACGACGGCACCAUGUUGUCCCUGCAGCCCAACCAGCUGCGCGAGUCACAGGCCUUCAUCCCGUCCUCUCUGAUGGACGCCAACGUGCUUAACCAGUUGAAGAUUCUUGAGGACAACCUCGCCAUAGUCGUCAAGAUGGGCCAGAACGGCUUUAAGAAGUGACUUCACACACACACAAUAACAAAUUUUAGAUACAAGAUAGGUAAAGCAAGAACCCGAUUAUUCAGUAAGGACGAGGAACGUGGCAACACUGCGUCUCUGCCUACAUCCCAUGCGACUCGUCGAGUGUGUGGAAGGGGUUUAAGGGAUCAGUGACGUCACUAGGCAAUAAUGCCAACAUUACAAUAAGACACUAUGUAAAAUACUGACUAGUGCAAGUGAGACACAGUCCCUUAGUUGAUUCUCUUUUGGACAGUUCUCUAGUCUAUGAUCGACCGUCUUACUUGGUGAUAAAGGUCAAUUUUUAAUAGCAAAAGUGACAUUACUAUCCGGUUCUAUAUACACACAUCCGUGCACUGUUGAGCGCAAUCUUUUUAAGCUGCCUAAAGGGGCCCACUGACUAUCAGUCCGCCGGACGAUAUCGGCCUGUCAGUUGUUCGGAACUGUCAAAUUUUUGUUCUAACUUACAGGCGGCAGUCCGGCGGACUGAUAGUCAGUGGGCCCCUUAAAUCGGGAACACGGUUUUUUCCUAAACUUAGCACAUCUAAUACAAUAAUAGAAUCUUUGAUUUGAUAUAACUGAAUUACUGAACUGUUUCAAUAGAAAAUAUUUCCAAAAUUUAAUUGUCACUGGACGGGAGCGCUUAAAAACACUUGCAAACAGUUAAUGGGUUAACCCCUCGUAUGCUGCCUGUCAAAUUUGAUCAUUGAAAAAGUGACCUGGACAUUAUUUAAAACAAUAGAUUUAAAUUCCCACGCACGAAUCCGUGUCCAAGUAUACGAAGGGUUAAUAGUGCUUAUGGUAUAAUUAUAGUUAUAAUUUUAUAAAUAAUGUAACUUUUCUAAAUUUUGAAGGGUCCCCGGCAAGCUCGGCCGAAUUUCACCUUCCCAUACAAACGGAGUUUUGUUCUCAUUUUAAUACUACGUGUUGGAUUGUAAUGAAACUUUGCACAUACAAUGACAUGGGAUAUAUCUAGGUCUGUAAUUAGUUUAAUUUUAAUAUAACUAGUAUGUAAAACAAACAAAAUAGAGCAAAAACAAGUUUUGUAUGAAAAACUUAAAUUGGCUGUAUUUCAUUAACUAUCUGAAGCUACAUAAACUAAUUAUAGGUAUAGAUAUACCUUAUCCUAUUGUAAGUACAAAGUUUCAGAGCAAUCUAGCUAGUUUUAAAAUGAGAGCGGAACUACGUUUGUUUGGAGAUCCGAGCUUGCCGGAGACCCUUAAAUAGGAAUUAUUGUGAAUGCUAGAUGUGCGUUUGUAUUGUAUUAUUCAUUUUUAUUGUUAUGGCUGGCAAUGAUGUGUGCGUGUAAUGUAAUUAUUGAUAUUAUAGUUUCAAUUUUA
Molecule: messenger RNA, 2296 nt
Organism: Cydia strobilella
Lineage: Eukaryota; Metazoa; Arthropoda; Insecta; Lepidoptera; Tortricidae
Gene: Borealin
Exons: 8
Coding region: 147-959 (270 amino acids)
Biological process (GO): mitotic sister chromatid segregation
Cellular component (GO): chromosome passenger complex; chromosome, centromeric region; spindle midzone
Source: RefSeq, a predicted model, not a curated record